CAGCUCCGCUUCUCUCGCUGCAGCUGCUACUUCCUAGGACAGUCCAACCGAUCUGCCCACUUUCCUCCAGGGGUCGACCUCAUUUCCAUACCGUACAUGGGCGCACGCAUGUGCGCCGGUGUGCAUGCACUGGGUGGCACUGUCCAUUGUGUCUAACGACUCGCUGAGCAGGCUAAUCCUCGCCAAUUGCCACCGUAUCGUAUCCUACCGUAGGGGGUAUUGAUAUACAAGAGGUAUCGCGAGAAACGAUGCAACGCGUCUUGGUCCUGAACGCGGGCAGCAGCUCGCUUAAGUUUAAGCUGUUCACAGCGGCCGGUACUUCUCUUGGAGAAGCAGGCCUUGGUGGGCAGUUCGAUCGUAUUGGCGAUGUCGCGAAUUGCACCCUCAAGGCAAGCCAGCCUGGCGCCGCGCCGGGCAUGAAGCCGCGCAAAUGGGAGCUCAAAGUGCCGGCGCAGGAUCACGUGGGCGCCAUGAAGGGCAUCCUGGAUUUCAUCAAGGAGAAUGUCUCGGCGACUUUUGCGAGCGAGGUGGUGGCUGUGGGGCACCGCAUCGUCCAUGGUCUGGACCUGAGCCAGCCGGUGCUGCUGACGCCCUCCAGCACGGCCACCAUCAAGCAGGCGGCUGUGCUGGCGCCGUUGCACAACCCGCCCGGGCUGCAGGGCAUUGAGGCGGCCACGGAGGUGUUCAGCGGCGUGCCGCAGGUUGCUGUGUUUGACACGGCCUUCCACCAGACCAUGCCGCCGCACGCCUACAUGUACGGACUGCCAUACGAACUGUACGAGAAGCACAAGAUCCGGCGGUACGGCUUCCACGGCACCAGCCACAAGUACCUGGUGGAGCAGGCGGCGGCCAUGCUGGGCAAGCCCGUGUCUGACACCAACGUCAUCACCUGCCAUCUCGGCAACGGCAGCAGUGUGGCGGCGGUGCGCGGCGGGCAAUGCGUGGACACGAGCAUGGGCCUCACGCCCCUGGAAGGACUGCUGAUGGGCACGCGCUGCGGCGACAUGGACCCCGCGGUGGUGCUGCACAUCCAGAACCAGUGCGGCCUGAACGUCAAGGAGACCGACACGCUGCUGAACAAGAAAUCAGGCCUGCUGGGCCUGACCGGCUCCAACGACCUGCGCGCCGUGAUCGAGGGCGCGGGCAAGGGCGAGCUGCGGUCGCAGCUGGGCCUGGACAUGUUCACAUACCGCGUGCGCAAGUACAUCGGAGCCUACACCGCAGCCCUGGACGGCAAGGUCGACGCGGUGGUGUUCUCUGCGGGCAUUGGUGAGAACUCACCCUUCAUCCGCAAGCUGAUUGCAGAGCCACUCCACGCCAUGGGCAUGCAGCUGGACCACGCCGCCAACGACACGGCCGUGGGGCGCGCCGGCGUCAUCUCCACCCCCGGCAGCCGCGUGCAGCUGCUGGUCAUUCCCACGGACGAGGAGCUCAGCAUUGCGGAGCAGACCCUGCAGGUCGCGAAGGGCGCCUUGGGAGCCGCAGCGGCAUAAUCCGCCGCGCAGCGAAUCCGCCGCUCGAACACGACAAGCUGCAGGCGAAUACCCGGCGUCUCUGUGCGCAAGCUUAUUAGACAUAAGGUCAGGGCAUGGCUGUGGUGUGCCUGUGUUGUUUCGACUGUCCCUUCUUUCAAUGUUGGUUUCAGUAAACGCUGGGUGUGCGCCCUGAGCGACUGUGUGCUAUCAACAACCUAGGUUGCGUCGGACGGUGGACCGUGGGGCGCCCAUUGCAUGUGGUAGGAACGUACAUGGGAGGGAAACGUAUGAUACCAGCAGAUAACGCCACGAUGCGCAGGCAAGUAGUGAGUUCGAGUGCCUUUGCCAGCACGACAUGGCGCAUCGUGUGCGUGAGUCAAUGUGACAGGGCAAGGGAAGCAAGUGGCUCAGUCCCAAGAAACACAUUGCUUCCGGCCGUCGGGGUCCGGGGUCCCCCGAGGUUUCUUCACGCGGAAUGUGGGUGGGACUGCCAGAUUUCACCUCCGUGCCCAGAACUGCCAUCCAAACGCUCCGCUCCACAGCGUAAGCACUAGCAUACAUUAGCAUGUGCAUACUAGAGCAUUUGCAGAACGUUUGGCUUUGAAUAACUGCGGCUGCAAGUCCGUCCACAUCGGCAUCCAAGUAGCGUAGAGCUCUGUCUCCUGCUGUCUCUCACUGAUGGCAUGGAGACUGUGCGAGCUGAAGCUAACCCGUAGUGGUCAAGGCUUAGUGUGGGUCCUGACAACGCCGGCCCUUCACGCUGGCCACCGCGUCACCCAGGAUCCCGGGAUGCACUGAUCCCGCGAGAAACUCGAUCAAUCUCUUUCGGCACACAAUCCCGAACAUCAUAUGGAUGAGCGCAACUGCAAGCGUAAGCGCACGUGCAAACAGUCCCACAGUAGGGUCCGUGGUUGGCCGUGGGCAGGAUGGACCUAUGUGGCCUGGCUAG
Molecule: messenger RNA, 2424 nt
Organism: Chlamydomonas reinhardtii
Lineage: Eukaryota; Viridiplantae; Chlorophyta; Chlorophyceae; Chlamydomonadales; Chlamydomonadaceae
Exons: 13
Coding region: 249-1493 (414 amino acids)
Biological process (GO): phosphorylation; acetate metabolic process
Molecular function (GO): acetate kinase activity
Source: RefSeq, a predicted model, not a curated record